Molecule: messenger RNA, 3791 nt
Organism: Ochotona princeps (American pika)
Lineage: Eukaryota; Metazoa; Chordata; Mammalia; Lagomorpha; Ochotonidae
Gene: UNC5D
Product: unc-5 netrin receptor D
Exons: 17
Coding region: 253-3114 (953 amino acids)
Biological process (GO): netrin-activated signaling pathway
Cellular component (GO): membrane
Molecular function (GO): protein binding; netrin receptor activity
Source: RefSeq, a predicted model, not a curated record
CGGCCGCCUCGCGGCGGGGAAGGCUGGACUACUCCGGCAGCGGCUGCAGCGGCGUCUGGGGGAAGACUAUGGGGCCGCGCGCCUUCCUUGGGUGCGCAGCCAGCGGCGGCCCGGAACGUGCAGCCCCACUGCUGUAGGGAACGACGGUGGAGGAACGGUCGCCCCUCCCCGGGACCCACUCGUCUCGGCCCCUGCGCCGCAGGGCGACUGUCGGGAGCUCGGGGGCGUGGAAGAGCAGCUGUGUCCAGGACCAUGGAGAGAUCAGCGGCUGCAGGAGGAGGCAGUGCCAGGGCGCGCCGGUGGAUCCCGUGGCUGGGACUCUGCUUUUGGGCAGCUGGGGCUGCGGCUGCGCGAGGAUCUGAUAGCAGUGAAGUCCUGCCUGAUUCCAUCCCAUCAGCUCCGGGGACACUGCCCCAUUUCAUAGAGGAGCCAGAUGAUGCAUACAUCAUCAAGAGCAACCCAAUUGCACUCAGGUGCAAGGCCCGACCAGCUAUGCAGAUAUUCUUCAAAUGCAAUGGAGAGUGGGUCCAUCAGAAUGAACAUGUCUCCGAGGAGAGUCUGGACGAGAGUUCAGGCUUGAAGGUACGGGAAGUGUUCAUCAACGUCACCAGGCAGCAGGUGGAGGACUUCCAUGGGCCUGAGGACUACUGGUGCCAGUGUGUGGCCUGGAGCCACCUGGGCACCUCCAAGAGCAGGAAGGCCUCAGUACGCAUAGCCUACUUACGAAAAAAUUUUGAGCAAGAUCCUCAAGGAAGAGAGGUUCCCAUUGAAGGCAUGAUUGUGCUGCAUUGCCGCCCACCAGAGGGAGUCCCUGCAGCCGAGGUGGAGUGGCUGAAAAAUGAGGAGCCCAUUGACUCUGAGCAAGAUGAGAACAUCGACACCCGGGCUGACCAUAACCUCAUCAUCAGGCAGGCACGACUGUCUGACUCCGGGAACUACACGUGCAUGGCAGCCAACAUUGUGGCCAAGAGGAGGAGCCUGUCCGCCACCGUGGUGGUCUAUGUGAAUGGAGGCUGGUCUUCCUGGACAGAGUGGUCAGCCUGCAAUGUUCGCUGUGGUAGAGGAUGGCAGAAACGUUCCCGGACCUGCACCAACCCAGCUCCUCUCAAUGGUGGGGCGUUUUGUGAGGGAAUGUCAGUGCAGAAAAUAACCUGCACCUCCCUUUGUCCUGUGGAUGGGAGCUGGGAACUGUGGAGCGAAUGGUCGGUCUGCAGCCCCGAGUGUGAGCACCUGCGCAUCCGAGAGUGUACUGCACCUGCUCCAAGAAACGGGGGCAAAUUCUGUGAGGGUCUGAGCCAGGAGUCUGAAAACUGCACAGAUGGUCUCUGCAUUCUAGAUAAAAAACCUCUUCAUGAAAUAAAACCCCAAAGCAUUGAGAAUGCCAGCGACAUUGCUUUGUACUCGGGCUUGGGUGCUGCCGUCGUGGCUGUGGCCGUCCUGGUCAUUGGGGUCACCCUCUAUAGACGGAGCCAGAGUGACUAUGGCGUGGAUGUCAUCGACUCUUCUGCAUUGACAGGUGGCUUCCAGACCUUCAACUUCAAAACGGUCCGUCAAGGUAACUCGCUACUUUUAAAUUCUGCCAUGCAACCAGACCUGACCGUAAGCCGGACGUACAGCGGACCCAUCUGUCUGCAGGAUCCUCUGGAUAAGGAGCUCAUGACAGAGUCCUCACUCUUCAAUCCUCUGUCAGACAUCAAAGUCAAAGUCCAGAGCUCGUUCAUGGUCUCCUUGGGCGUGUCAGAGAGAGCGGAGUACCAUGGCAAGAAUCACUCAGGAACUUUUCCCCAUGGAAACAACCGGAGCUUUACUACAGUGCAUCCCAGAAACAAAGCUCCCUACAUCCAGAACCUGUCAUCUCUUCCCACCAGGACAGAGCUGAGGACCACUGGUGUGUUUGGCCAUUUAGGGGGACGCUUGGUCAUGCCCAAUACAGGUGUGAGUUUACUCAUACCACAUGGUGCCAUUCCAGAGGAGAAUUCUUGGGAGAUUUAUAUGUCCAUCAACCAAGGCGAACCCAGCCUGCAGUCAGAUGGGUCGGAGGUACUCCUGAGCCCUGAGGUCACCUGUGGCCCUCCAGAUAUGGUGGUCACCACUCCCUUCGCUCUGACCAUCCCGCACUGUGCUGACGUCAGCUCUGAGCACUGGAACAUCCACUUGAAGAAGCGAACACAGCAAGGCAAGUGGGAGGAAGUGAUGUCAGUGGAAGAUGAAUCUACAUCCUGCUACUGCCUUUUGGAUCCCUUUGCAUGUCAUGUGCUCCUAGAUAGCUUUGGGACAUAUGCCCUCACUGGUGAGCCCAUCACAGACUGUGCCGUAAAGCAGCUCAAAGUGGCGGUGUUUGGCUGCAUGUCCUGCAACUCCCUGGAUUACAAUUUGAGAGUUUACUGCGUGGACAACACACCUUGUGCAUUCCAGGAAGUGGUUUCCGAUGAGAGACAUCAAGGUGGGCAGCUCCUGGAGGAACCAAAGUUGCUGCAUUUCAAAGGGAACACCUUUAGCCUGCAAAUCUCCGUGUUGGAUAUCCCACCCUUCCUCUGGAGAAUUAAACCAUUCACCGCCUGCCAGGAAGUUCCAUUCUCCCGUGUGUGGAGCAGUAACCGGCAGCCCCUGCACUGUGCCUUCUCCCUUGAGCGCUACACACCCACCACUACCCAGCUGUCCUGCAAAAUCUGCAUCCGGCAGCUCAAAGGCCAUGAACAGAUCCUCCAAGUCCAGACAUCAAUCCUAGAGAGUGAAAGAGAAACCAUCACUUUCUUUGCACAAGAGGACAGCAAUUUCCCUGCACAGACUGGCCCCAAAGCCUUCAAAAUCCCCUACUCCAUCAGACAGAGGAUUUGUGCUACAUUCGAUACUCCUAACGCCAAAGGCAAGGACUGGCAGAUGUUAGCACAGAAAAACAGCAUCAACAGGAAUUUGUCUUAUUUUGCUACACAGAGUAGCCCAUCUGCUGUCAUUUUGAACCUGUGGGAAGCGCGUCAUCAACACGAUGGUGACCUCGACUCCCUGGCCUGUGCUCUCGAAGAAAUUGGAAGGACACACACGAAACUCUCUAACAUGACAGAAUCCCAGCUUGAUGAAGCCGACUUCAACUACAGCAGGCAAAAUGGACUCUAGUCCACCUCCUCUCCUGACACAGACUGCAGGCCAGCUUUGGGACCUUUGCUUACACAAGAAAAGUGAGGCCGUUUCUUGCCCAGUGGCUGGAUAAUUCAGGCUUCCUUUACAAUCAGUGAGAUUCUCUGAUUAAAGAAAGUGAAUUUUCAAUAGAAAGGACAUGUUACUAGGCAAGGAAAGGUACAAGCUUGCUUCGACUUAAGGAGGGCUCUUCAGUCCCUUCUGAAUCCACACUUGGGUUAGCACUAGGUGCACUCCUUGGGUUUGGUGUGGCAAGGAUAAAAGUGGGGACAUACCUAAAUGGAAUUAGCCAUGUGAAAAAAGAAUAAAAACACGUGAACUCAAUAAAGCUGAAAGGCAGAGAUGGAUCAAGUGCAUAUUGUGAAACAGGUUUUUAAUGAAGUGCCCCAAAGGGCUAGCUUGUUCUGCUACCAGAUUGUCAGUGUUGUCUACCAGCUGACAUCUGUGAUUUCAGAAAGCACUUGUUAAAACUAGCUUUCAGAAAUGAAACUUGGUUAGCAACCUAUUUGACUUCAGUCAUGUCAGUCAAGGCAUGUAGAAUAUAGGUCCAAGUGUACCACACCAGCAUCACUUUCUGGUCACUUUUAGACAUGUACUAAAAAUGAAAUCAAGAGGUAAAAUAGGCCACCAACUAGCUCUUGUAGAUUUCCCUGCCU